Paramecium octaurelia is the source of this 921-nucleotide messenger RNA. The record is from the annotation of a GenBank genome assembly. Lineage: Eukaryota; Ciliophora; Oligohymenophorea; Peniculida; Parameciidae.
UGAAAUUAACUAUGUCUAAUCAUCCCUAAUCCUAAUAACCAUAACCAAAAACUCAAGCUCCUUAACCAUAAGCUAGAACAGUUGCUCCAACCUAUCCAAAUGCUGUCUUACCCCCAGCAUAUCCAAAUGCCUUCUAGCCACCAACUUAUUAUCCAGCUUCCCCAGUUAGAUAAUCUUAUGUGGCUCCAGUUUAAUAUGCACCAGUGGCUCAAGUGCCUGUUGCUCCCAUCGCCUCUGUUCCAGUUUAGCAAUACGCCGUUGCACCUGUCGCUCCAGUUGCUUAAGUAAAUUUUGAAUUUAUUCUUAGCAUCAAUCAAUCAAAGGCGAAUCAAGAAUCGAAUAUGUGCCUUAUUAAAAAGCCGUCAUCGAAUACGAAGAAUAAGAAGUCGUCUCCUAUGUUCCAAGAGAAACCAGAGUGACUGAUUACUAUGCAGUUGAAUAUCAAACAGAAUAUAUCCCCCAAGUUUUCCAAGAGAAAUAUACCGGUAUUUUAAUAUAUAUAUAUAUAUCAUAGAGUAUGUACCCGUCGAUAGAUACUAAGAAAGAGUUGAGUAUUAUCCAGUGGAAAGAUAAGUUGUUCACUAAUAACCUACACAAUACGUGUAAUAAGCUGUAUCUGUAGUUCAACAACCAUAACCAUAUGUCUAACAAUCUGUUCAAUAUGUUCCACAACCAGUUUAAUAUGUUCAACAACCAGUCCAAUAUGUUCAAUAACCUUUGAUUGCAUCAAGAAUGGUCCCACAAUUCGCAUAGCCACUUCAAUAAUACCCUCCUGCUCCUGUAGCCAGACCUUAGCAACCAUCAUAAUAACCACCUCAAUCCCAUCAACCAUCCCAUUAGCCAUCCCAUCAACCAUAAUAAGUGCCAUCUCAGUAACCAAGAUCACAACCAAGCCAAUAGUAAUAGUCAUAAUAACCAUGA